AAGUAGUAUUCUUGGUGCCGAGAAACCAACGGCUCCAAAAUUCUUAUUAACGGCGUCAACCCCGUUAUUUGACGGACGUCAGGCCCUCUCACCCCUCACGCUUAUUGCAGGGUUUCUUGCUAAUGGUCUUUCUUUGUUUCCCCUAUUUUUACAGGUAUUUUUUUGGCUUAUUAUUUCUUAGUUUACUUUGCAAAUCAUUAGUAAGAUGGUUGCUUUUGUUCCCUUCUCAUAUUUUCUGGUAUUUUUCUCCCCUUUUGCCUUUGUUGUUAAUGAUAUAAGAAUGAUAAUUGGUGUUAUACUGUGAGAUCUCGUUUUCCGGUGAUCUAUUUGGUAUUCUGAAAUUUACGCCGCCUUUUGUUGUGCACUGGGGUAGUCGUUUUGUUUGGAUCAAUUUGGAUGCAGAACUCGUUUUUAAUUUUCUUUUGUUUCUGAUAUAUGGUUUUUGGUGUAAAAAUCUUGGAUUUCUCUGUUUUUUAUGGAUUUGUUUUCUUUAUUUUUCAUGUUUGGGGAAAACCGAAUGAAAAGUUGUGUUUUCUUAUGCUUUCAUUGCUUUUUAUCAUAAGUAUUUGUUUUUCCUAUUUUUGGUGAUAUUAUGUGGUGUGAAUUGGAUGAAUACAUAUUUUUUAUUUUUUCAGUCUUGAUCUUAAUCUUGAUUAUUGCAACCUUUUUUUUCCCAUUUUUUGGAUAUUACUUUUUUUUUUUGUUCAUUGAAAUUGGUUGAUUAGUUACAUUGACCAUUCAGAUGAGAUCUGGUUCACUUGAGUGCAUAAUCAAGCAGAUCAUCUAUUUUCUCUACUGAAUUUGAUGAGGGUUUAGGUGAUGCAGUAUCCUUCAUCUUUUUUGUAAUAUUAAUAAUCUGAGGUACUAUCUAAGCCUUCGAUCUGUUUACUUGGUCUGAAUUAGCACCAAAUAUGUUGUCUGGUUUAUGUUAUUUACUAGUUGCUUGCAGCUUUUUUUUUAUCGCAAAUGAUCUAUUAACUAUAGAAUUUGUUGGGAUAAGGCUCAGAUGAUGAUGAUAGUUUGGGUAGUAAUAUGUUUCCUUAGUUUCUAGAUUAUUAGUUGGAAAAUAUGGUAGUAUUGGCAUUAUCUCCUCUGUUCUUUUCCUUUAGAAUUUGCCAUGCAUGUUACAACGAUAAUAGUAGUUGGCUUUGCAGCAGCAGAAGCAGCAGGAGCGCCAGUAGCAGUAGUAUAAAGUUGCCAACUGUUAUUGUUACUGCAAUUAUGAGUGUAUUUCUUCCUUUCCUUAUCAAUUUUCUGAGUAAGUGUAUCAGAUUACCUGAUUGUUAAAGAGCAUGGAUCUCUUCUUUUUAGUCUUAUAUGCAUUUUUUAACUACUCGGCCGGGCCUAGUUACUCAGACUUGGCUCCUUGCAAAGCCAAACUACCGGUGUAAAACUCAGGCAUUUCAAAAAAAUAGAAAGGAAAAAAAAUAAAUUAUAUAAAUUUGUUGGAUCAAUGUAUAAAAAGUCAUAUACGUAAUUUGGAUUUUUUUUACAAUGAUUUGUGAGUUUCCUUGUCAUAUGCCCUAGUUUUGUACUUUCCUCCCUUUUUUUUCUUUUUUGGAUUUUUCUGAAAAGUCGGCAACUGUAAAUCCACCUUUUCUAAAUCCAUGGUUUAUAUGUAUUUUUAGCUUGUUUGGACUUUUGAUUAAUUAUGUUGUUUUUGGUUAUGUUUCACUUUUAAUAAUUUUAUAUUAUUUAUAGCAAAUUUUUUAAUUUUUAGUUUUUUAAUGAAUUUUUGGGCCCUGACAUACUCGGCUACACGUAUGCGGCCGAGUUACUUGGCUCGGGCCAGGGCCAGGGCCAGGGCCAGGCCUGAGGCACAAGCAAGUUUAAGAACAUGGCUUAUAUGCUUUGCCUGAAGAUGAACUUAUACGAUAGUAGUUUUACUUGUCUUAUGGAUACUGGCUGAGCAAUUAGUUCUGCUGCUGUUGUUUUUGUCAUUGUUGCUGUCGUUGUUAGUUUGACAUUAUUGUGUUUGUGAUUGUAGAAAAAUGCUAUGUUAAUUUUCACCUUUGGUGGCUCUGCGUUUUUAGCAGUCUUAUCUGUCUCUAGCUUCUUCCUAGGCAACCUUCUGUUAUUUUUCAUUUUCCAAAUCCUCCGCAACAGAUGAAGGAAGAUGGAUUUAUCAUAGAAUCUACUCUUUGUGGUUAUAUAGUUCCAGUGUUGUAUGUUCUGUGGUUUAUUAAAUAUAAGCCAACCUGAACUGCAUUGAUGACCUUGCCAUAAGUAAUCAAUUGAGUAGUAAGAAUAUUAUGAUUUAUCCAUUUUUUGGAAAAUGUGAAGAGCGUCCAUCUUGAGGCCUGCCUGAUUCUUUUUGUAACUUCUCUUGAGAAAUACAACUUAUCUUGAGCAAUACAAUCUAUUUUAUCCAAAAAAAAAGAAGAAAUAUUCUGACUCUUGUGAAUCACUGAAUAUGUGAGUCAGUGUUGCUUGUGAUAUGAAUGUGCUUGUGGACUUACAUUGUGGAUUUGUAUUAUUUGCUUCCAGUACAAUGCAAUUGUGUUCUUGGUUUUCAGGGUGAUGCUUCUAUCUUGCUCUAUAUGAUGCUCUUCAACAAUUGCCAGAAGAGAGGUUUUUUGUUACUGUAAAUACAUUGUUCUUGUGGAGCCAUUUGUUUUUCUGUCUAUAGGGAUUGGUGGUAAAUACAAAAAUGGAAGUGAAGAACGGAAGGGCAUUGGGUGAUUGCAAAAGAGUUCAUGAUGACUUGAAGAGGAAGAGAGCAGCUCGUUGUGCAUCGUAUUUUUCGAACAUUGCAUGUCCGCUGCUAUCAUAUGGUUCCAAGGAACAAUUCCCCAACAAACGACUCAAGCAAGAAUUGUUGACUACCAAUGGCUCUAAGUGUUGCUCUAAGAAGAGCCUGAUAAGAAAUUAUGCAAAUUUCUUGAAGAGCGGUUUGCCAGAGCGUUUAAUGUUUUAUCAGAGUGGAGAAUGGAUUGAUUUUCCAAAAGAUAUUAUUGUUUCAGUUCAAGAGGCUUUCAAAAUGAAAAAGUCAGCCACUGAAAUUAUGGUGCAGGGCUGUCUUCUCUUACUAGAUUUUCUGCAUAUGCAAUCAAUCAAUUUAAAAUCCGGUUUACAGUUGCCAAUUGCUUGGAUUGAUGAGGUGAGAAAGUGUUUUUUCCCUGAGAUAUGCUCUGAAAGUACUCAGCUGUGUGGGUGCUUGAAUUCCAAUGAUAGUGUAGAUCAAGUUCAUGAAGAUGUUGAGCCCAAUGGGACUCGUGAAAUUAAGCUACAACUUGAGAUAGGAAUAAGUGGGGCUGACAACUCAAAGACCCAAAUGCCAAUUCCACGUGAAAUCCAUGAGAAAGCUGCAAUGGAUUGCAGUGAUCUUAAGCAAGAGUUUCCAACCAGCCUGAAACCAUUUGCUGAAGUCGAGGAAGUUAUCGCAGAAAAUGAACUUGCAGUUGGCUAUGGAAGGCCAUUGCAUUUUGAAAUUUGCACUAGUGUUCCAGGCAAUCAUGAUGUUGAUGCUGUUCAUGAAAGCUUGGUUCGAGUGGAUAGUGGUAGUAGUGAUUAUGAUGUGGUGAAGAACUUGUUUCUUGAAGGAAUGGGCAAAUUCAUUGAACCAAGAGACAUAGUGGGAAUUUAUCAUCCCAAACCCACAUGUAUUUCAUGGCAGGCUCGGUUGCAAUCUUUUGAAUACCAAAUGGAGGUGACCAAAAAAUACCGAGGCAAUGCGAAUGUGCAGCGUGCUUGGCAUGGAUCUUCCAAGCAAGGGGUUGAGGGUAUUAUGUUGCAUGGUUUUGGAAAUGUUGAGAAGCCGAGGAACGGACUUACUUAUGGCCAUGGAAUUUAUCUCAGACCGUCUCGUUAUUCUCAUAUUAGUGCUCGUAGUUGUGAUGUUGACGAAAAUGGGAUGCAACAUAUGGUGUUGUGUUGUGUAAUAAUGGGAAACAUGGAACAGGUUCAGUCAGGAUCUGAGCAGUUCCACCCUGGCAAUGAAAAUUUUGAUAGUGGUGUAGAUAAUCAUGAGAAUCCUAAAUGUUAUAUAGUAUGGAACACUCAUAUGAAUACACACAUAUAUCCGGAAUACGUUGUGAGUUUUAAGGUGCCUCCAAGUGCUCGAGAGUACUUGGCUGGAAUAAGAGAAAAUGAAAGCAAAGCUGAUACUUCAAGAGUUGCAGAUUCUACAGUCUUUAACAGCAAAUCGCAGCAGGAGCCAUUUACUGUUGAUUUGGCAAGGAAUUCCCAAAACUUGGCAUCUCAUGUUGAGAAAUCCCAAGAGAAAUCCCGGGGAAUUGCAUUAGGAGCUCGAAGAAUGCCUCUAUCUGCUUGGAUGCCAUUUCCUGUGUUGUUUGCUGCGGUCUCAAAUAAAAUAUCUCCUUCGGAUAAAGAUUUAAUUGAUCGUCACUUUAGUGAUUUUAAGAUGAAAAAGAUCAGUAGAGAUGAUUUCAUAAAAAAGUUGAGAUGCAUAAUCGGAGACAAGGUGCUGGUGUCUACAUUAAAGAGUCUUCAAUACAAGUCACAUUGGGUUCCGAAUCCAAAUGGAAAAAUACAUGGUGUAAAUGACUUCAAGCAGAUCUCUGACACAGCUUAAUGUUGCCUCUAUUGGUGAAUACAUCUCAGCCUUUCCUCUUCCAUGUUUUCUGCAAAAUCAGGGAUACCCAUUGUUAGCAUUCGUAUAAGAAGAUAGAACGCUUUAGCAUUUGGAUAAAACAGCCAUAUCAAGCCGAUUCUGAAAUCCUGGUUAUUAUGGGGUAGGUUUUCUGUCAUCGUCAUUUUUUCUCGUCAGAAAUAGGCAUGCUUGCUUGCGGCCCCAUCUGAAAUUUGUCGACUCGAACAUGAGGAUAUGUGGGUUUCAAGAAUGGAAUUGAUUACUGAAAUGGAUCUUUUUUGGUCUUUCUCCA
This is a messenger RNA of Amborella trichopoda, 4844 nucleotides long. Lineage: Eukaryota; Viridiplantae; Streptophyta; Magnoliopsida; Amborellales; Amborellaceae. The record is from RefSeq and is a predicted model, not a curated record.